Messenger RNA from Prorocentrum cordatum, 969 nucleotides. The record is from the annotation of a GenBank genome assembly. Lineage: Eukaryota; Dinophyceae; Prorocentrales; Prorocentraceae.
GCGCAGUUAGGCGGGGGAGACUCCCUGAUUGCAGCGGCCAUGGGGUUGGAGGUCCGGCUCAUCCGCGUUGUCCUCGGGUUGCCGCUGGGCGAGUUGUUUACCGACCUCGCAGAGGCGUUCGACACAGUUCACCCCCCAGCUCUGAUCUUAUCGCUCGCAGAUGGUGCGGGUCUUACUGGAGAAGACCUGAUGCCCGCCGCCGGCAUGGUCCAGGGCUCUGCUGUUCACGUUGUGUCCCGCGCCGCCCAGUCGCACCCUGUUCAUUUGGAGGUGGGAAUGCCGGAGGGCAGGCGGCUCGCGCCAGCCUUCUUCUUCUGCACGGCGCAGUGCUUCAGCAAGGCAGCGGUGCUGGCCUACCACAUGCAUGCUCAGGCGGUGGCCAGCGACGCCAUCCCUGACAUCCCUUGGUGCACCUCCGUGGCGGUUGCUUGCGAGCAGGGCCAGUGCGCGUGGGAAGACGCCAUGCACCAGGCCCCGUCGCACGCUGACCAGUGCAGCUUGCUGGACGUCGCAGCUCCUAUCAGAAUCGGCCUCACACAGUUCAUCGACGACAAUUGCUGCAGGAGCAGCUCCAGGGGCGGCCUCGUGAUGAGCGCCCAGCUCGUGAGGAGCGCCGUCGCCAGCUUCCGCGGCUUGCUGCGCCUGGGGCCAGGGAAGACGGAGUGCAUGGCGCAAGGCAUCCCGGACGAGCGGCCCAUUGAUGACAUCCACUUCGUUCAGCAGCGCGUCGCGCUCGGGAUUCCCAUCGAAGCCGGCGCGAGGAUGAUUGGGCUCAUGAGGCGGAUCGAGGGCCGAGCCCAGACAGCAUGGGACAGCGCGCUCAUGGACAUCGAGCUGUUGGGGCUCCCGCUGCAGGCGGCGCUCGCCUCCUUGCGCGGGCGCGUCCAGCCGCGCGCGUGCCACGGUGCCGCUCUGCUGCUCGUGCGCGGCGAUGGAGAGGCCAGGCUGGACGCAGUGUUCGACAGAUGG